Drosophila ficusphila is the source of this 1074-nucleotide messenger RNA. RefSeq names its product serine protease grass-like. The record is from RefSeq and is a predicted model, not a curated record. NCBI's taxonomy places the organism in Eukaryota, Metazoa, Arthropoda, Insecta, Diptera, Drosophilidae. Gene Ontology annotation, biological process: proteolysis. The transcript has 5 exons. Gene Ontology annotation, molecular function: serine-type endopeptidase activity. The coding region runs from base 210 to 893 and encodes 227 amino acids.
AGUGCAUGACUGUACAAAAUAAAUAAAUUCAAAGAAAAUAAUCAAAUAAACAUUUAGUACUAAACGCAAAAUAUAAUGAGGAUGAACCCCAAGUUCACGAAAGAUCAGCCGUCUUGCUCUAUAACAAUUGUGGAAGCACAAAAGAAUCAAAUGGAGUCUUUUUUCGGAUUUCUGGCGGUAGGAAUACUACUAUCUUGGAACAUCCGUGGAUGGUUCUCGUAAUUGGAGAGCAGAAUUGCGGCGGCACUGUUAUCACAUCACGCUACGUUUUGACGGCAGCGCACUGCAUAUUCGAUUCUGAUAUGAUGGUGCGCUUUGGACAUGAUAGAACUCCGAAUUGCAGGUCUUCCAAUAAGUGCACUCAAACGCCCUAUCAAGUUGGUGUCGAUCAGAAAAUUGUUCACAGGAACUUUAACGAUUAUCAAAAUGACAUAGGUCUGCUUCGUAUGGAAAUUGAGGUGGAGUUCUCAGAUUAUGUUAUGCCGAUUUGCCUAGUCGUCAACGAGGAAAUGGAACCCAUUCAACAGUUCAGCGUCACUGGCUGGGGGAAAACUGAAGACGGUCAUUUAAGUCGGGUCCUGAAGACAGCAUCUCUGCAUUAUUUAAAUCCUUCGAUUUGCAGUGAGAAAAUAUGGGAGACAUUAGACCAAUCCCAGAUCUGUGCCGGCAGUAACAGUAGUGACUCAUGUGGGGGCGAUUCGGGGGGCCCUUUGGACGCAAAGAUCUAUUAUAAUGGAAAAUAUUUGACUGCACAGUUCGGUAUUGUCAGUUCUGGAUUGCCAAAUUGUGCCGGAAUCGGGAUUUACACAAAUGUUACGCACUAUAUGGAGUGGAUCGUUACAGCAGUACAAUAUUUUAAGAAGAUGGGUUCAAUGAAUAUCGCAACGUUAUAAUAAAAACAAUUUCAUCGCUUAAUUCAAUGUGUAUAUGAGAAUAUGUCAACUAUAUUUAUAAUCUACAUUUAUUUUAUUACGGUAAAAAAAAGAAUUACGAGUUGUGAAAGAAACAUAUCAAGAUGUUUUAUUUAUUUUUGCCAGACGUGUGGAUUUAUUGAUAACCUUUAUAUGUAUUUAU